Messenger RNA from Synchiropus splendidus (mandarinfish), 1527 nucleotides. Its product is annotated as protamine-like protein. The transcript has a single exon. Lineage: Eukaryota; Metazoa; Chordata; Actinopteri; Syngnathiformes; Callionymidae. The record is from RefSeq and is a predicted model, not a curated record. The coding region runs from base 134 to 730 and encodes 198 amino acids. Gene Ontology annotation, cellular component: nucleosome. Gene Ontology annotation, molecular function: DNA binding; structural constituent of chromatin. Gene Ontology annotation, biological process: nucleosome assembly.
CGGCUCGAGUAAGAAGAGAAGUGACUGACUCCACACAGUUCUCAUCGGCUCUUGAUAACUGGAACUUGCCCUCGAACCCCCCGCCCUCCCCCGCUGAGAUAACAGCGCGCGAACUUCAGCUGAGACCUCAACCAUGUCUUCCUCGGCUUUGCCUCUGUCUCCGUCCCGAGUCCCGCGCAGAUCCAGCGCCAGCCAGAGGAGAGCGGCAGCCCGGCCCAGCCUGACCAGCCGGAUCAUGGACAUCAUGUCUGCGUCCACAGACCGGGCAGGCAUGUCUCUGGCGGCCCUCAAGAGGUCCCUAAAGGACGGAGGGUAUGACGUGGAGGCGAACAAGUCCAAAAUCCGAGGUGCGGUCAAACGCAUGCUGGCCAACCAGUCCUUGGUCCAGACCAGAGGAGCUGGAGCUUCUGGAUCAUUCAAGCUCAACACGAACCCCCCGCCCUCUGGCAGGGACAGGCCCACCACCAAGAAGCGUUCCACUAAAGGUGCCAAGGCUUCCGCCAGAGGAAGAUCUGCCCGGGCCUCUACAUCGGACCAGUCCCCGGACAGGAGGAGGCCGGGCGGCAAAAGGUCCAAGAAGUCUUCCAGGAGGGCUACAACUUCUAUGAGAGCUUCAACCUCCCGCAGGCCUACAACCUCCAAGAGGCCUGCAGCUGCCAAGAAACCAAAGAGCAGGACCAAAGCCAAGGCACCCACCAGGUCCAGGACCAGGUCUUCCUCAAGAAAGUGACGACCUCCUCUCACCGCUGCAUCACACGAGGACAUUUUCUUCACUGAACCUGAAGGACUCGACUAAAAUGUGGCUUUUUAGUCCGGUUGUUUCUGGAGCUAAACAUCUUGUGUUGACUUGAAACUAUAAAAGCACAUUCAAAUGAUUUCAUCCUCGCGUGAAUUAAAAACAUAAAUGCCAUAAAAACUAUCGUGAUAUUAAACUGGUCUACAUGAUUCCUUCAUGUUUGGGAUGAAAGUAUGGCUUUAAAUCCCUUUGAAUCCUUGAAGUGUAGUAAAGAUCAUCAGAGAAAGGAACGUACAGUGCGCUUCCAAGACUAAAGCCAUAUUUGCUGACAGUACGUGGGAUUUUACUUUAUCACAAGCAUAUACUGAGUCAAACAUGAAACAGACACUGCAAGAGAAUAUUGUUUUAAUGAGUGAUGCCAUUCAUACUGAGACAAGAUUGUACUUUUGGGUUGAAUUAAUUGUUCACCUUUUACAUUUACAGGUCAACACCACCUUAGUCACAUGCACAUUAUUGACACCACGGCAUCUGCCAGGUGUGUUGCGAGAUAAACAAGGCUGCGGACGGGUGUGACCAGCUGUGCUCAUGUUAUCAGUUCUGUAAUGGUCUGAUAUGAAAGGCAGCACAUGGGCUGCACUUUAAUUUGGAUAUGAAGUGAAUCAUUAUAUUUUGAUCACAAUCACUCAAUAAAUAAAUAUAUAAAUCGCACAGUCUAGCUGGACAUCGCAGGUGCAUGACUCCACACCACCCUCCAGUGGAAAGGUCGAAAUGUUUUAAAAAGAGAAUCGAGU